Messenger RNA from Esox lucius (northern pike), 4420 nucleotides. It is a transcript of the gene traf3, whose product is annotated as TNF receptor-associated factor 3. The coding region runs from base 339 to 2069 and encodes 576 amino acids. NCBI's taxonomy places the organism in Eukaryota, Metazoa, Chordata, Actinopteri, Esociformes, Esocidae. Gene Ontology annotation, molecular function: zinc ion binding; tumor necrosis factor receptor binding. The transcript is spliced from 11 exons. Gene Ontology annotation, biological process: regulation of canonical NF-kappaB signal transduction; regulation of apoptotic process; tumor necrosis factor-mediated signaling pathway. Gene Ontology annotation, cellular component: plasma membrane signaling receptor complex. The record is from RefSeq and is a predicted model, not a curated record.
CUGACUACAUUUUUUUCUUCAUGACGGGGAUUUCCUGAGGAAGUAAGACCAAAGGGGGCUUUCCAACCACUGAGACAUCAACAGCAGAACAGUCAGCAGCGGCUCCUUUUCUGCUAUAUUCCCUUAUGGAUUUUUCUGUAUUUCCUUCAACAAAAUGUUUUCACAAAGCCUCUAGCUGCCUAUUUAGAAACCAACGGAGUUUGGUCGUUUCCAUCAUACGCGGCUACAUUGCGGUGUUCGCGUUCAUGAACGUGCCAUUCACCGACGCUUCAUUUGUAACAUUGUAGCUCCUGAAAAACGGCGUUGCUUUGGCCAACGUUACAGAUCUGAUUCAUGUCAUGUCAGCGGGGAGGAAUGUGGACGGACGGGAGCUGCAGAUCCCCCUCCAGCAACUCUCUCCCUCCCUGGCCGCUCUCUCUCUGGCUCAGCGCCCCUGGUCCAGCGAGGCAGAGGCGGGCUUCCUGCCACAGCACGGGGGCUUCAGGGACCACUUCGUAGCCACACCGGAGCCCAAGUACUGCUGCGAGGCCUGCAGGCUGGUGCUCUGCAACCCCAGGCAGACGGAGUGCGGACACCGUUUCUGUGAGAGCUGCAUCUCCGAGCAGCUCAGUAAACCCAAUCCAGUAUGUCCGGCGGAUAUGGAACCUCUGUUUAAAGACAAGGUCUUCCGUGACGUGUGCUGCCAUAGAGAGAUCAUGGCUCUGAAAGUGUACUGCAGGAGUGAGAAGAACGGCUGUAAAGAGCUGAUGAGUCUACAGCAGGUCAUGGACCAUUUGAACGUGUGUCCCUACUUUGAGGUGCCGUGCCCUUUGGGAAAGUGCAAAGAGAAGAUGAUGCGCAAAGACAUUCCUGAACACUUGAGUUGGAAAUGUAAACACAGAGAGACUACCUGUGAAUUCUGUAUGCACAAGAUGGCAAUGACUGAAUUACAGAAACACAAAGAAACCAUUUGCCCGUCAUUUCCUGUGGCCUGCCCAAAUCAUUGUACUUUUUCGUCCAUCUUACGUAGUGAGCUGCCAAGUCAUCAACACGAAUGUCCCAAGGCACAGGUCAACUGUUCCUUCACCCGCUUUGGAUGCAAUUUCAAGGGUCUCAAUCAAGAUAUGAGGGACCACGAAUCCAGCUUUGCCUCUGAACACCUACGGUUGAUGGCGACCAGGAACACUAACCUGGAGGCCAAGGUGGAGGACGUGAAAGCAGAGCUUCUGGAGCGGUACAAGGUUCUGCCGGGCCUGAGCAGCCGUCUGUCUGAAACCGAGUCUCAGUACGACGAGAUGAGGGAGAAGUACAGACAACUUGAGCAGAAGCUCAACACCAUGCAGAAGUUGAUGAGCUCGCACUCCGAGAAGCUCCUGGAGAUGGAGCUGGAGGUGAGGUCUCUGAGGACUGUCCGAGAGGAGGUGGAGAGCCUCCGGAGCACCGUGGAGAGCAUCCGCUCCAGGGUGGCCACGCUGGAAGGAGGGCGGAGCGGGGCCAACCCAGCCACGCACACACUAGGUCCUUUAGAGACGCAGCUCUCCCGUCACGAUGACAUGCUGAGCGUCCAUGAGAUCCGCCUGGCCGAUAUGGACCUGCGCUUCCAGGUCCUGGAGACGGCCUCGUUCAACGGGACGCUCAUCUGGAAGAUCCGCGACUACAAGCGGCGGAAACAGGAAGCGGUGGCGUCCAAGACCCUGUCUCUUUACAGCCAGCCUUUCUACACUGGCUACUUCGGCUACAAGAUGUGCGCCCGGGUUUACCUGAACGGAGACGGCAUGGGGAAGGGGACCCACCUGUCUCUGUUUUUUGUGGUGAUGCGCGGCGAGUAUGACGCCCUGCUGCCCUGGCCCUUUAAACAGAAGGUGACCCUCAUGCUCAUGGACCAGGGCCCAGCCCGGAAGCACCUAGGGGACGCCUUCAAACCGGACCCCAACAGCAGCAGCUUCAGACGGCCCACGGCGGAGAUGAACAUUGCCUCGGGAUGCCCGCUGUUCGUGGCCCAGACCGUGCUGGAGAACGGUACUUACAUCAAAGAUGACACCAUCUUCAUUAAGGUCACAGUGGACACGUCUGACCUCCCUGACCCCUGACCCUUGACAUCUGGUAUGUGGAGAACAGCAGAUCCGGAUCAGUUGUAACUAUCUGAGGGAGGGGUGCCCUUAUGUGAGAGAGAUUGCAAGACAGACUGGAGGAGGCGGGAAGAAGGUUGUAGGACGAGAACGGAAGCGUUAGCAGAGUAAGGAUUCUUGGCAGAUCUCAAGGUGUGUGUGAACCCGCUGAAUGAGGUGGCUUGACCUAAGAGCAGAGGUGUUGGGUAGCUGUCGUCGCUCACACAGAGAAGGAGCGGCUUCUGUUAGGACGGAGGAGAGGUGUCACCAUGGGCAGGCAGUUGUAAUAGAGCAGUGAUUUGAUUCUAACAAAAGGCCUGUGUUACUCACAACGGGGAUAGAUAUAAAUGGCAGUAAAGAGUGGAUCAUUCUUACUUAUCAGGACAUAACCAUCAAACUACAUGGACCCGGUGUAUAUGUAUAAUGGUCUACGAAGACCAACGAUCAUGAAAGAGUGGAGACAGUGAAUAUAUUCAGACAUUGAUGAAUAUGAGCAGGACAGGGCAGCGAGCGUUCAGCGGGUCGAGGUGCGGCCACAAAUGAGAGGAAAUAGUUGGGCUCAGCACGCCUACCUCCUGUAAUAUUAAAUGUCUCUAAGGAGUGGUUCCCCAUGAAACCAGGACAAAAGAAGACUAGGAUUUAUGGCAUUGUUGUCCAUAGACGUAUAAAAACGAGAAAUUAUAUUAUUGUUAACUAUUAUGUUAUUAUUAUUUGAUGCUUUAUCUGACAAAACCCCCAGGUAUCCCUUUAAUACUGCUAAAGAAAAUGUAUGCUCUGGUUUGUGAAGCGGAUAUGUUGCUUGUAAAAGGAUUCAACCCCCAUACAAUUAAUAUUUGGUAUAGCUUUUUUUUAUUAAGUAUGUACCAUGUUGGGGAGAUUUUGGCCCUUGGCAUGUUUUCUCCAGAUUGUUUAGGUUGGUUCUAUGAUUAAAGUGCCACAGAUUCUCCAUGUGUUUGAGAUUUUGACUGGGCCUCUGUAGGACAUUCACUUUUUUGGAAUUAAAUCACUGCAAUGAUCUUUUGGCUUUGUGUUUGAGAUCAUUUCGUCCCAAUUAUAGUAUUUCAGUUUUACAUUCUGCAAAUCUUUUCCAAAAUAAAACCAAUGUCAUACAAAACAUUUUCAGUGUCAGGGUGAAAAAAAAACCAAUUGCAAUUCAGUAGUAUUACAGAAUUGGUCAGGUGUUUUUUUUUGCAAGGCACUGUAUAAUGAAAUCUGUAGAUUAUUUUUGGCUUUAGUGCAGGUGAUUGUCAGUUUUCAGCCUGGUUAUUGGAAAGUAUAUAGGUCAAUUUAUUUUUCUGCAUAAUUAGUCAGUUUACAUCGAAAGACACUUUACAUCCCAAAUUAAUUCAACAUGUUUUAAAUGAAAAAAUUCCUAGAUUUGUUAGCAUUGUCUAGUUUGAAUGUGAAGAUUUAUUCAAAAUGGUCACACUACUUGGGAAGGCUAAAAUCUCAUGAAUCUAAAACCUUGGUUCAUUAUAUUUUUAGAUACAAAAUGUCAAGUGGUUGUCAAACAUUGCCCCUUUAAAGGAGAAUUCUACUUCUAACAUUUGGUCCGAAUACCAAAAUGUUAGUUUUUUCACCUGGUUUCAAAACGACUAAAACUGAGACUAGGGGUUAAAUCUCCUAACUGGGGUUGAGGAGAUACCAUUUAUGGUUGUGUUUGUGUUGUGUUAGCGAUUCUGAUGAAGUUUGGUCAUAUUAUUGCAUAGUUAAAGUACAGAAUGAAACGUACAGUUUGUAUCCGGUGUUGUGAUGGUGUUGGAGAACGUUGAAAAAUUGACUUGCUUUUACUAACAGGCCUAGUGUGAGUAGUAGUGUAUUGUGUGCAGGCUGAAGCCUGUCUCUUAUUACAGAUUUGGUUUUAGUGGACCUCGAACCUGACAGUAUAAAAAUGUCUGUAUCUGAAUUGGCAUUCUGUUUCCUAUACAAUGCACAAUGGCUAGAUAUGUGAUGUGGGCUAUGUUGUGUUCAGGUGCAAAGGAAUGGAUACACUGGGAUAGCAAUGCCACUGUUCGGUGGAGUUAAAGAAUAUGAGUAACCUUUCAUUUGGAAGAUCUAUGUAGAUCUGUAAAAUACUUAUAUACUGCUUUUUUUUUUUUUACCAAUAACUUACACAUUAUUGUUUUCGUAAUGUUCAAAACGGAUGCUGUGCAUCAUGACUAUUUUUUAUUUUUCAACAGUUGGGAAAGCAAAAGAUGCCUCGUUAAAACUCCAACCAUGUUGAUUGAGCUGAGACAUAAAGUGGACUUGUUUUUCAGAUGGUUGGUGGAGAAUGUUAUUUGCACAAGUUAUGUUUGAAUGUCUAAUAUUAAAAUUGUUCAACAGAAAUUGAA